AUGAUGAACAUUAUAAGGAGCAUUGAAGCAAAUGAAGUUAUAUACAAUAGUUUAUUAGAAGAAGAAAAAGACUGCUUCCAGGAUAUUUUACUUAAUGAGAUAUGGGAUAUUUAUGAUCAUCAAGAGAAAGAAAAAAAGAAUGAGUUAUAUAAAAAAAAUGGAAAUAAUAAAAAUUUAGUAAAUAGAAGUAGGCCAAAUGGAUUUCUUUUUUUUGAAAGAAGUAAUAAAUUUUCACCUGAAGGUGGUUAUAAUUUAGAGGGAAAUAAAAAAGAACAGAUGGAUAUAAAUGAUUUAAUAUUUAGUGAUGUGAAUAAUAAUAUAUUUGAGAAUAAUGAAGAUGAUGAAAUAUAUAAUAAGGUUAUGGAUUUGUUGAAUGAGAAUGAAACAUGUGAUGUGUAUGAAAAAAUAGAAGAAAAUGAGAACUUUGUUAGUGGUAUUAAAUGUGUAGAUAUAAAAAAUUUUAUGAAUUUCGAUCCAUUAUUUAUUAAAGUAUAUCAUGAAGAAUAUAAAAUUGAAAAACAAGAUAACAUAAAAGAGAAGCCACACAUAUCCAAUAGUGAAAAGAUUGAAAGUGCAUUUAAAAUAAGGUAUACAGAAAAUGUAGAGAAAGGUUCUAAAUUAAAAAAAAAAUAUCAAAUCGAUUCAGAUUUAAGUAGAACUAGUAAAACAGAUUCGUUUAUAGAAGAAAGUGAUGAUGGAAUUUAUAAUGCAAAAAAGUUAAAAAUGAAAAAAAAGAAAAGAAAUUAUAAUUUGUCAGAUGAUGAAAACGAAGAUAACAAUAAUAAUAACAAUAAUAACAAUAAUAAUAAUAAUAAUAAUAAUAAUAAUAAUAAUAAUAAUAAUACAAAUAUUUCAUCAAAAAAAAAAGAUGCCUUCUCAAAUGCUUUUGAUAUUUUAGUGAAGAGAAAAAAUGAGAAAAAUGAAGAAGCAAUUAAAGCUUUUAAUUACAUUAAUGAGAAAAAAAGAAAUCGUGAUUGUAUGAAACAUAAUAAUAACGUUGGGGAUAAUAAAUAUGAUAAGAAAAAAAAUUAUAAGAAAAGUAAUGAUGAUACAAACGGAUCAGGAUAUGAUGAAAUACCUGAAAAAUACUGGUCUUUAAUAGAACAAGGUAUAGAAGUAAAUAUAAUACGUUAUGCUCUAAGUAUGAAAAUGGAUUCUAAUGAACAAGUAAAAGAAUCAGAUAUUAUAGGGUUAUAUGAUAUUAAAAAAAUAAUAAAAGAUAAAAUUGUAAAUGUUAUAUUAAGACCAGAUUUAUUUACUGGAUUAAAUAGAGCAGCAAAAGGUAUAUUAUUAUUUGGACCACCAGGUACAGGAAAAACCAUGGUAGCAAAAUGGGUAGCUUCUUCUUGUAAAUGUUCAUUUUAUAAUGUAAAUACUUCAUCAUUAUUUAGUAAAUAUAUUGGAGAAACUGAAAAAAUCGUUACAGCAUUAUUUAAAUGUGCAGAGGUAGAUAAUCCUUCAAUUUUAUUUUUUGAUGAAAUAGAUUCGUUAUUAGGAACAAGGAAAAAAGAUGAAGAUGAUACAACCAUUAGAAUUAAAAAUCAAUUAUUACAAAUGAUUGAUGGAAUUAAUACUAAAAAAGAUAUUAUCAUAGUAAUUAUAGGAGCAACCAACAGACCAGAUAUGAUAGAUGAUGCAGCUUUAAGACGUUUUAAUAAAAGAGUAUAUAUACCAUUACCUGAUCUUAAUGCAAGAAAAGAACAAAUAAGAUAUAUUAUAUCGAAACAUACGCAUUCAGGAUUUCAAUUAACCGAAGAAGAAUUAAAUGCUAUCUCGGUUAAAUUAGAAAACUGGAAUGGUAGUGAUAUAUAUCAUCUUUGCUCUAAAUGUUAUGAAUAUGUGUAUGAUGAUGCAGUAGAACAAUAUAACGGAAUACAAAAUAUACCAAAUGCUUCAAUCUUUAGAGCUAUACAAUAUAAUGAUUUUAUUAAAGCCAUGACACAAGUAAAUACCUCUUAUAAAAAUGUUUUCGAUUAUGAUGAGUGGAGUAAAAUGCACAGUUCUUUGUAA
This is a messenger RNA of Plasmodium reichenowi, 2010 nucleotides long. Its product is annotated as AAA family ATPase, putative. Gene Ontology annotation, molecular function: ATP hydrolysis activity; ATP binding. The transcript has a single exon. The record is from RefSeq and is a predicted model, not a curated record. NCBI's taxonomy places the organism in Eukaryota, Apicomplexa, Aconoidasida, Haemosporida, Plasmodiidae. The coding region runs from base 1 to 2010 and encodes 669 amino acids.